UAUUUCUUCUAUUGAACAAUAAAUGAAUCCCAUCAGAGUAGGACUUAUGCAACCCACCCAACAACAACAAUCAGCAGACUGUGAUGGUUGGCGGGAUAAAUUAGUAGGAAAAACCGUUGUAGAUGAUGAAACUAUCACUUCUCUUCCUGAAGACAAGAUUGUACGUAAAAAGGAUUUACCUCAAUUUCAUCGUGUUCUUGCUCCUAACUCGAUAAUGACUAUGGACUAUCGACCGGAACGACUCAACAUUCAUGUGGACGCCAAUCAACAAGUCAAAGGCGUCAACUAUGGUUAAAUGACCCAGACAGCAUUCCUUUCACUCUCUUGGCUCUAUAUUGUAGUUUAUUAUCCUUUCAUAGUUAUUAAUCUCUUUAUGUAUAGUAUUCCGUUAUCUUUUGAAAUAAAAAUCUUCUUUUAUUUUCAUUCUA
Molecule: messenger RNA, 428 nt
Organism: Halteromyces radiatus
Lineage: Eukaryota; Fungi; Mucoromycota; Mucoromycetes; Mucorales; Cunninghamellaceae
Exons: 2
Coding region: 23-295 (90 amino acids)
Source: RefSeq, a predicted model, not a curated record